AUGUCUGUCAAGAGAGAAGAAUGUCGUGAGCAAGUGAUAUUUGGGAUCGACAUAGGCACGACCUUCUCUGGUGUCGCAAUGUCAUGGCGUCAAAUAACUGGCGAAAUCCGUCAGCCUGCGGUACUUGAACGGCUCACCGGCCAAGUUCCGGGAAGGGCUAAGGUGCCCUCCGUCCUCCUUUACAAUCGGAAAGGCGUAUGCGAAAAGUGGGGGACUCAGACAGAGGACUUGUCCAAGCCUGACAGGACACGACUGAGGGACGGAGACCUGAUUCGAUGUGAAUGGUUUAAACCGCAUAUUGACCCCGACAAUCAAGUGCAGCACGAAGCGCUCUCUGAUCCUGCCCGACAAUUACCUCUCGGUAAAACCGCGUAUGACGUUUGGGGCGACUAUCUCGAGUGCCUGAUCAAGGCGGCCAAGGAUGACGCGAGGAACGUAUUGGUCAUGACUACAACCUGCAUGGACGAACUCAGUCGGAAUGGCCAAAUGAUCUAUGUCAUCGGGGUCCCGGUCGCUUGGUGCACUCCAACCAUUCAGGCGCAACUGCGUCACCAGGCCUUGCGGAUCGGCCUAAUCUCGAAGCGCACGGAGUCCUGUUUGAGAUUUUGCUCUGAACCAGAGGCCGCCGCACUCCAUUCUUUUGAUCGCACUCGACAUCUCGCUAAGCAGGGCGACGUAUUUAGCGUUAUCGAUGCAGGUGGGGGUACUGUCGACUUUACCUCCUAUGAGGUCACUCGGUCUAUACCCCUUGAGAUCAAAGAAUAUGGAACUACUCAGAGCAAAAGAUGUCUAUUUCAUGGAUCGACCUUUGUCGAUACUUCCUUCCGAGCGGUGUUCAAAGAGAAAUUGGAGCAAGAAUACCCAGCGCAAAUCUCUAGUGUACAUAUCGAUCAAGGAGUUGCCAAAUUCAUCGAGGCCAAACGCUGGUUCUCCCCUACCUCGGAUGUCGCCUUCUGGCAGAUCUCGCAAGACACGACCGAAUUCGAUUGCGGGGGCGUGGAGGUUCCGCCAUCUUGGAUCGAAGAAGCCUUCCGACCUCAUGUCAAGGCUAUCAUCAAUGUUGCGUCAAGGAUAGCGGCAGCCGACAAGCCAAAGUACGUGUUCUUGACAGGUGGAUUUGGGGACAACGCUUUCCUCAAGAACAGACUCGAACUGGGUGCCGGUAAGACUGUUCAGGUCAUACAACCGGAAUGUAGUGCUUCAUCAUCUGGAUCACGAGCGGUAUCCUUGGGGGCAUGCCUCUACAUCAUCCAGAACCCGGUUGCUUCUCGCAUCAGCAACGACUGGAUAGGCAUCGCGUACCAUCGAGAAGCACAGCCGUGGGAGAUUCUUGAUCACCCAGAUCUAGUUUACGAUCACUUAGAUGGCACCAAACAUCUUGAGGCUUUCCUGCCUAUCAAGGCGAAGGCUCAGAUUGUCGAAGAAGAUGAUUUCUUCAGUCAUCGCUGCAAUUACGAGUACAAAAGCCGUCCUUUGAAAAAGGAAAGCCGGACCAUCAAACUGUUCCGGUCGUCACAAGACAAGGCGCCGCUUUACUCAGGGGAUACCGAUCUUGAACUGAUUGGCACGGUCCGACUGGAGGUCAAUCCGAAGAUGCCGUCCGAAGUUGUGGAGAUAAGAGCCGGAGUACGGCGAUACAAAUACCAUUUCGAAGUGCGGCUGUACAUUUUCGAUACCGAAAUAAAGGCACAAGUCUACUCAGACGAUGGAAAGAUUCUGGGUCAGGCUAGUUUCUUGGACCUGGCAUGA
Filobasidium floriforme is the source of this 1749-nucleotide messenger RNA. RefSeq lists its product as uncharacterized. The record is from RefSeq and is a predicted model, not a curated record. The transcript is spliced from 10 exons. The coding region runs from base 1 to 1749 and encodes 582 amino acids. NCBI's taxonomy places the organism in Eukaryota, Fungi, Basidiomycota, Tremellomycetes, Filobasidiales, Filobasidiaceae.